Molecule: messenger RNA, 1389 nt
Organism: Candida albicans SC5314
Lineage: Eukaryota; Fungi; Ascomycota; Pichiomycetes; Serinales; Debaryomycetaceae
Product: peroxisome biogenesis protein
Exons: 1
Coding region: 1-1389 (462 amino acids)
Biological process (GO): peroxisome organization
Cellular component (GO): peroxisomal membrane
Source: RefSeq, a predicted model, not a curated record
AUGUCGAAAGUGGAAGCUAGUCUGGGGACUAAUAAGAAUCCUGUCUCCACAGCCACAAGCACAGUUGGAGAGAGUGCCACAGCUACAACAGAAACAUCAACAGAAUUGAGGGCCAAUUUCGCUGAGGUGACAGAUCCAAAACUAAAUGCAAAACCGCAAUCUUCUCCGUUAUUAUCAUCGACGCCGCCUCUGGUUUCCAAGGCAUUGGUGAACUCGUAUCCUUACUUGAUUAUUAUCAAUAAACUCCUUUCAAUAACAACAUGGACUAAUGACGAUUACUGGGUCAAUGUGGUUAUUAUCAGCUUGUAUGCGUUGGUUGUUUUAUACUUUGAGAAUUUAGUCAUUUGGCUGGGUCAUUUAAUUCUUGUGGCAAUAUUGAUUUCGUAUGCGUUGUUGAACAAUAAGAUCAUUAAAGAGGCAAACUUGCAUCCUACGUUGGAUGAUGUUGUCCAGGCAUUGACGUCGACGUGUGUUAAGGCAGAUAUCUUGUUGCUGCCAAUUACGUCGUUAUCGUUGACGGCAUACGACAUUAAGAGAUUGAUAUUCACUACAUUGUUUUUGACUCCAGUUUAUCUUGUGGUUACGUUUUUGUUGAUCAAGCCAAGGACAAUAUUACUAUUGACUGGUGUGUACUUGCUAACCUACCAUUCGUCGUAUUCAAUUGUCACCAGAAGAAUUCUUUGGAAGUUAAAGAUUGUCAGGCUAAUUUUCUUUUAUUUGACAGGGUUGGAUUUGUCGGAGACCAAGAACCAUUCGCUUUUUGCUGCCGCAUUUGCAAAGGUCAGCAGCAGUGGCACAUCUUCAAAGUCAAACAAACCUGUUCGAUUCACAUACGUCAUAUACGAGAACCAAAGAAAGUGGUUGGGUAUUGGCUGGACAAGCAAUUUAUUGUCCUAUGAAAGAACUCCAUGGACUGAUGAGUUUUUGAAUGAGAGUAGUUCGAUUGACUCGUUUAAAUUACCCAAUGCUGCCGAUGAUGCUACGAAUGGCGAUUCCAAUAUGCAGGGCGCUACUUGGAGAUGGGUUGAUAAGACUUGGAGAUUAGAUUUAACCAACGAUGGUGCAAUUACUUUAUCGAGCUCUAAGAGAUCAAAAACAACUGCUAACCCAACCAACGAUGAAGGGUUUAUAUAUUAUGAUAAUACAUGGAAAAAACCUUCUACAGAAGACACAUUUUCCAAAUACACCAGGAGAAGAAGAUGGAUACGAACUGCAGAAUUGAUAUUUGAUAAUAAACAGGAAGAAGCAUUGGAGUCAUCAGAAAAUGUUAAAGCAACUGGGGUAAGUGUUCAGGACGCUACAACCACCAAGAAAGUAAAAAGCUUACGAUUUGCCGAAGAUGAAAGCAAUGUUGAAGAAUCAGCUGAUACUGAUAAGAAAAAUGAUUAA